Messenger RNA from Adineta steineri, 595 nucleotides. NCBI's taxonomy places the organism in Eukaryota, Metazoa, Rotifera, Eurotatoria, Adinetida, Adinetidae. The record is from the annotation of a GenBank genome assembly.
AUGUCGUUUGAAAUGAAUAAUUCAUGGCUUAAUUUAACUAAUCAAUCGAUUGCAAAUGAUAAUGAUGAUCGUUUCAAUUUUAAAUCUACUUCAGAAGAUUUCUUUAAUCGUGAAGGCGAACGAUUUAUGCGUGAAGAUCCAUUUUUACCCUUUUCAAAUUCUAUUCUUACUGAUAUAACACAAAAUCAAGAUCAAUCAUGGUCAAGUGAACAAAAUCCUGGUAGUCCUGGUUGUUCAACAACAACGUUUUUCAUGGCUAAAUCAUCAGCACCUGAUGAAAUGCUCAAUGCACUUCUUGCUGGAAAAACUGAUGGAAUGACAUUAAAAGAAAAUCAACAACCAACAUCUUUACGAAAUAUUGUUAAUGGAUGGAAUGAAUCAUCAUCAUCAUUAAUGAAUAAAAAAUCAACAAGUGGUCUCAAUCUACGUCAACAAAAAGGUUCACCAUUUAAUGAAAAUUGUAAUACUAUUGUUAAAAAAUCUAAGGCAAUAUUAACAACAUCACAGCCUAUUAAUAGCGAAGUGAGUCGUUCAUUAUUUGAUGUUAAACCACAAUCAACAUCGACAAGUGUUAAUUGUGAUAUGCUUGAUUUAA